AAAUUGGUUUCUCGCGCUGGUUGGCAAAGCGAAGAGGAAGAAUUAUUAGUUAGUUAUUGACGUUCGGAGCGCAAAUAUGGCAAAUGUACGGUGUUUGCAAAAACUAUUUCGGUUACAAAAAUUUGUGCUGCCUCUUACCCAGCAUUGUGGCCAUAAUGCACACUUUCACACAGUAAAGCCAAGCCACCCACAGACACAGAGCAGGGUUUGGACACGCAACUAUGCCAAGGACACAAGCAAAUCCGGUGACGGAGCCACCGCGCAAACAGGCGUUGAUGAGUUUCGUUCACGCGAGGAGCAACGUGAACGGGAACGUGAUGCGGCCGAGAUUAAACAGCAAGAAGAGACCAAAGAGCACGACACUCAAGACGAGGAGGAGCAAACAGCUAAACGCGCCAAAGUUGAUGAAGUGCGCAACAAAAUUUUAGACGCCGCUUUGCAGCACGUGCCACAGCACGGUUGGACGCGAAAUGCGAUUGUGCAGGGGGCCGAGGAAUGCGGCUAUCCAAGUGCAGUGCACGGCAUGUUUCCUGAAGGCGGCUUUGCCCUGGUCUCCCACUUCAAUGGUCGUUGCAACGCCCAACUGUUAAAGCACCUGCAAGGCGAGACAGACAAUGGCCAGCGAGAGAUCGAAAACCCGCUUGAUUUUCUUGUCCAGGCCGUCCGCCAUAGGCUAGAGAUGAUUGUGCCGUACAAGCAACAGUGGCCCCAAGCUAUGGCGCUUAUUGCGCAGCCACAGCAUGCGUCCACAGCUCUAGCCCAGGUUCUAACGUUAGUCGAUGAUAUUUGCUACUAUUCCGGCGAUCGCUCAGUAGAUUUCGGCUGGUAUACGCGACGCAUCGGUCUGGCUACCAUAUUAAAGAUGACCGAGCUCUAUAUGCUGCAGGACACAUCGCCAUCGCAUACCAACACAUGGGAGUUUCUUAAGAAUCGGAUGGAUGAGGCGGUUCAAUUACAAAUGAUGCUCGCACAAACCGAAGGCAUGACGCACACGUUUCAACGGUCCUUCAACUCGGCAUUCAUAACAGCGCGCAACAUUUUAGGUUUGGGCUACAAUCGAAACUAGAGGGGAUGAGCACUUCAAAUGCUAUGGCUAAAUAUAUACAAAGAUCUUUGUACAUUAAUAUUGUAUUUAAUAUUUUGUUGCACUAAGGGGCUAAAUUUUAUGUGUUUCUUAAUCUAAAUCACACGACUUGUUAAUAUACUACGUAUAGUA
Scaptodrosophila lebanonensis is the source of this 1216-nucleotide messenger RNA. It is a transcript of the gene Coq9, whose product is annotated as ubiquinone biosynthesis protein COQ9, mitochondrial. Gene Ontology annotation, biological process: ubiquinone biosynthetic process. Bases 77 to 1066 code for a protein of 329 amino acids. Lineage: Eukaryota; Metazoa; Arthropoda; Insecta; Diptera; Drosophilidae. Gene Ontology annotation, molecular function: lipid binding. The transcript has 4 exons. The record is from RefSeq and is a predicted model, not a curated record. Gene Ontology annotation, cellular component: mitochondrial inner membrane.